Molecule: messenger RNA, 441 nt
Organism: Paramecium sonneborni
Lineage: Eukaryota; Ciliophora; Oligohymenophorea; Peniculida; Parameciidae
Source: the annotation of a GenBank genome assembly
AAAGCAACUAAUUAUAGUUAUGAAAGUCAUUGAGGAAAUCAAAUAUUAAGUUGAAAUGGAGAUGAAGAAAAUAUUUGGAAAAUGUAUCGAAAAACGAUACGCAAAAAUAACUGAGUAACUUAAAUAAGAGUGUAUUAAGAAUGUUAUUUAGAAGGGUCGAACAAUAAGAGAAGUAUACUAUUUUAAAUAAAGUAGGUAGCCUAGCAAUUAUCAAUUAAUUAUUCUUCUGCAAAGUCUAUAUUAGCCAAUUAUAGAAAAUCAUAGAAGAGAUUAAAAUUAUAAUAUCAUCUGGAACCAAGAUAAGUGAAAGUUAAUGAUAAAUAUGAUUGGAACAAAUUUAAAAUUUAAACAUAUUGUGAAGACAGGUAAAUUAAUGAAUAUACAAUGGAAAAAUUUGCUUAAAUAAUAAAACAAACUUCAUUAAAUAAAGUAUUAAACUGA